This is a messenger RNA of Colletotrichum karsti, 2262 nucleotides long. Its product is annotated as ABC transporter. The transcript is spliced from 3 exons. Gene Ontology annotation, molecular function: ATP binding; ATP hydrolysis activity. NCBI's taxonomy places the organism in Eukaryota, Fungi, Ascomycota, Sordariomycetes, Glomerellales, Glomerellaceae. The record is from RefSeq and is a predicted model, not a curated record. The coding region runs from base 1 to 2262 and encodes 753 amino acids.
AUGGAAGCCGAGAUUAGAACCGUCCUGCCCAACAUCGACCCGGUGCUCUCAGAGUAUUCGGUGGGCUACUUGACGCAUGCUUCGACUAUCUGGUCCGACGAGGAGGAGCAGUCCGGCCCUUCACCUCUGGCAGAGGCGGCCUCUACCGUCACCGAGCUGCUCCUCUCUGCUUCUGGGAAGCCCGACGCCAAGCUUCAGGAGAAGAUCGAGAAGCUGGUCGAGAAAUGGGUCGAAAAGUACAGUGAGGCCAAUGGCUCCCAGAGGAGCGGCCCGUCUGCGGUGAAACGCCUCGAUCAGAGUUACCAAGUCAGCUCUCAGCGCAACAUGUCUUCAACCCUCGCAGUGGCUACCGGCGCUGUUGAUCUUGAAUCCGCCAAUGCUCGCAAGGUCGAGUCCAAGGUUGACCGAAAGAAGUUGGAGAAAGCAGAGCGCAAGAUUGCUGCCAAGCAGCAGAAGAAGACUUUCAAGACGGUUGAGUACGAGGCCUCCAAACUGCUCCACGAGCCCGAGUCCACUCAAAGCUACGAGGAGUUCUACAUGGCAGUCAACCCUCUGCAGUUGGGCUCUGCUGGUGGCAACAAGACGAAGGAUAUCAAGUUGGACAAUGUGGACGUCUCCAUUGGUGGCCAACGUAUUCUGACCGACACGAACUUCACUCUGGCCUACGGUCACAGAUACGGUCUCGUCGGACACAACGGUGUUGGUAAAUCUACUCUGCUGCGCGCUCUGUCGCGCAGAGAGCUGCCUAUUCCGCCUCAUAUCACCAUUCUUCACGUCGAGCAGGAGGCAAGUAACCUCACGGGUGACGACACCCCUGCGAUCCAGGCCGUUCUUGAUGCCGACGUGUGGCGUAAGGUUCUCCUCAAGGAGCAGGCUGAUAUCACUCAGAAACUUUCAGAUAUUGAAGCACAGCGUGGGUCCAUGGCGGACACAUCGGCAGACGCUGCGAAGCUCGACAGAGACAGGGAAGCUCUCGACAACAGACUUGGUGAUAUCCAGGGCAAGUUGGCAGAGAUGGAGUCCGACAAGGCAGAGUCGAGAGCUGCAAGCAUUUUGGCCGGUCUCGGUUUCUCGGCCGAUCGCCAGCAAAAUGCCACCAAGACAUUCUCUGGUGGUUGGCGUAUGCGUUUGGCGUUGGCCAGAGCACUUUUCUGCGAGCCGGACCUGCUGCUUCUCGACGAACCGUCCAACAUGUUGGACGUUCCCUCCAUUGCUUUCUUGUCAAACUACCUCCAAGGAUAUCCCAGCACGGUCCUCGUCGUUUCCCACGACAGAGCCUUCCUCAACGAAAUCGCCACCGACAUUAUCCACCAACACUCCCAACGUCUUGACUACUACCGCGGAGCCAACUUCGAGUCCUUCUACGCUACGCGUGAGGAGCGCAAGAAGACGGCGAAGAGGGAAUACGAGAACCAGAUGGCCCAGCGCGCCCAUCUCCAGGCCUUCAUCGACAAAUUCCGUUACAACGCAGCCAAGUCCUCCGAGGCUCAGUCACGUAUCAAGAAGCUGGAGAAGAUGCCGGUGCUCGAGGCACCCGAGGUCGAGUACAGCGUCAAGUUCAAGUUCCCGGAAGUCGAGAAGCUUUCUCCCCCUAUUAUCCAGAUGACAGGGGUUACGUUCGGGUACACCAAGGAGAACAUUUUGCUCCGCAACGUCGACCUCGACGUGCAGUUGGAUUCUCGUAUCGGUAUUGUCGGACCCAACGGAGCUGGUAAAACUACCGUGCUCAAGUUGUUGAUCGGAAAGUUGACGCCUACGUCGGGUCUGAUUUCCCAGAAUCCCCGUCUGCGCGUUGGUUUCUUUGCUCAGCACCACGUCGACGCUUUGGACCUGACCAUGAGCGCGGUGAGCUUCAUGGCGAAGAUGUACCCCGGCAAGACAGACGAAGAGUACCGCAGACAACUGGGUGCCUUUGGUAUCACGGGAACGACGGGUCUGCAGAAGAUGGAGGUGUUGUCUGGUGGUCAAAAAUCUCGUGUGGCGUUCGCAUGCCUGGCGCUGACCAACCCUCACAUCCUUGUUCUUGACGAACCUUCUAACCACUUGGAUAUCGAGGCGAUGGACGCGCUCGCCGACGCGCUGAAGGAAUUCGAGGGUGGUGUACUGAUGGUUUCUCACGACGUCACCAUGUUGCAGACGGUGUGCACGUCGCUCUGGGUUUGCGAUGCAGGAACGGUUGAGAAGUUCCCGGGAGAUGUGCAGGCGUACAAGAAGAGGAUUGCAGCACAGGCAGAUGCGGCGGGUGUCGUCAAGGCUCACUAG